GUCCACCGUGGCGACGAUGCGAUGAAUAAAGCUGGAAAAACACAGCAGACCCGCGCCGAGAUCGGAAGGCGCUGAUGGCUCUUUCCUGCCUCUCUAGGGCGCGCCAAAAGCAUUCAGAUUGUCCCGAUUGGCCGUAAGCCGGCGAUCUUCAGCGCACAAUCCCCGCCGGCUGCAGUGGAAAGCUCGAGGGGAAAACGCAGGACCUUCAUCACAAUGAUGGGGCUCUAAUUCCAAAGUUGCCAUUGGCAUCUUUGUCCAGCAAAAGGAACUGCCUGUCAAGCGCCCCGGCAUUCUUCCAUUCAUUACUCAGAGCUUUCUUAAUCCGUGGAGGUUGCGCAUACCGUCGGCAGCGGGUUCUGAAGUGGUUGAUGGCGACGCCUGCACACCAUCACCAUUCCAGGAACCGUGAGGCUUGAGGUGGUGGUGCCGCGCCGGCCGGGAGCAAUCCAUCCCCCACUCCGAUCCAGACCCUAAAGCUGCCUUCUUCUCCCGCAUGACUUCUCCGAAUCCAGCCAUCGACAGCCCGCGGGCGCCCGCGCUGGAGACGACGAAGACGACGACGACGGCGACCACGACCACGACAAGCCACCGCGAAGCCACAUACCAAUCGCUAGAGCGCCUCCCCAACGAGCUACUGCAGCCCAUCGCCGAGUGCCUGAUCCCUCCAGCGCCGCUCACGACCCGCUUUGCCCUCCGUCCGUCCGGCGCCUGGGAGUUCCGAGAUGCCGGCCACCAAUGGGCCGACUGGCUCGCCGCGCGCGGCAGCCUGCUAGCGUUCGCCCAGGCGUCGCGGCGCAUGGCGGCCGUCGCCGAGCCCUUUCUCUACCACACCCUCGUGAUCCCCACGGCGCGCGCCCUGGUGACACUGUUCCGCCGCAUGAACGAGCGCCCAGAGAUCAGGCCGUGGAUUCGCAGUGUGACGUGCCUGGUCCAUGUGGGUGGCGUGGUGACCAUCAGCGAGGUGCGCCGCGAGUGGCAGCGGCAGAGUGGAGUGAGCGUGCAGCGAGGGCAUGAUUGCACCGCCGCCAUGGAUCUUCUCCGGGCCGUGCUCUUGAACGCGCCCAACCUGCGGGACCUGCUCGUGGCGUUCCCGGACCAGAACCCCGUCCAGGCCGGCACCUGGCCCGCCGACCUGCUGCUGCCGAAUUUCCGCGACACCAUCCUCCAGUACCUGACCGACUCGGAGCCCCCCGGCUACGAGACCCUUCCAGCUUACUACUGCUUUCCGCUUGGGCUCAUGCAAAACCUGGUAUCGUUGCGCAUCUACUGCCACAGAGACGGGUCAGGAGGCGACCGCGAUUUGACCUUCUCCCGCAUGGUGGCCGAUGUCGCCAUCGCCAGUCUGCCGCAGUUGAAGAGUUUGAGGACGCUUGAGCUCUGCUGCUCUUCGGCGGGUAAUUCCUUCAGCGAGGAGAUUGCCUUGCCGCAGUUACCGCAGAUAGAACACCUCCGUUUUUACGGCACCCACAUGCAUGAACCGAGACUCGUGGCGUUUUGUUUGGCUUGUAUCAACCUCAAGACCCUUGUCGUGCAUUUCGAGUCGAGCUCCGUCGAUGAGGAUCGGGAUUCGUUACCGGAGGGCAAGACACUAAGCGAUGCCCUAGCCGGUUUGGCAGGGGCGUUGGAGACGCUCGAGUUGGUCGCCCUAUCGGAAGGGCACUACCUGACGCGCGGGAGAGAGAGGCCAAGGAAGCCCGAGAACCACCGGUUGCGGUGCAUUCCCGAGCUUAGGCGGCUACGAAGCUUGACGCUGGACUACCGGGGCGUUUUUGGGACGUUUGGCAUUUUAGACUGGGACGACGGAGAGCGUCUCUGUCAGCUUCUACCGCCGUCGCUGCGCGAUUUCACCCUGGUCUGCGAGUGGGGCACGGCCAGCGACUUCAAGCAGAGCUACCUCGCCAACCUGGACAUGGUGCUGCACGGGGUUAAGUGCCUCUGCGAGAGCCCGUCGCACAGACUGUCGAGCAUCUCGCUGGCGAUACACUCGUGGCCGGCAGAGAGCAGGUUUCAGCGGCGUUUCAGGAGAGACCUCGACGACGCGAGGGAAACCUGCGCAAGGGCCGGCAUUAAGUUCAGGACUUUCGAUUUGCUUCCGUCGUACCAAGACGAAGACGAGAUAGACCAAACUGCCGAGGAAGGCCACAACUCGGAUGCAGCUGACGAGGCCGGCGAAACGGAAGAGGGUGCAGAAGCCGCACCGCAGGACAAUGCGGAUGAGGAAGAAUAUGAGCUUGAGGAAGAAGAUGAGGCGUCCGAGUACUACUUCUCGGAGGACGACCUCUCGGACCCUGAGAGAGAGGCUCGGCGGCCCGAAACGUUUGGAGCUUUCCUGCAGCUCCUUGGCGAAGACCACGGGCAUAGCUUCGACGAGCUGUUCUACGCUUACCAUGAGGACCGGUGGGAUGAGUAUCUCUUUUGAGAUUUUGGGAGAUUACUGGGGGAUGUCCGUUGAUAUCCUACGCCGCCUCCCCAUCGUGACACCGGAAUUGUGGCAUGUCCGGCACGGUACAAGCAGCGCGACUGCCGGGCUUGAGCUGGAUGUAGCCGCAUUCACGAUCAAGUCGGAUCCGAUCUCAGUUACUUACAUAGAUACCCUUACUAUGCUCUCUCGUUCGCUCCUCGAAGGGUGGAGCGAACCAGCCUACGUCGACAGCUUACAUAGCUCACGUCGAGUACAAGGCAUGCUGGACUGAAAUAUCCUGACAGUCUUCUCUGGCACAACGUUGUCCUUCCAAUGAAGCCACAUCAAGCAACAACUUCCAAUCCUGCAAAUCUCGUCUCGUCGUAACGUUGCGUUUAGGAGAUCUUGAAACUUCAGCCACCUGCGAACCACACGCAACACUGGUGCUACGUCC
This is a messenger RNA of Canariomyces notabilis, 2855 nucleotides long. RefSeq lists its product as uncharacterized. The coding region runs from base 494 to 2419 and encodes 641 amino acids. NCBI's taxonomy places the organism in Eukaryota, Fungi, Ascomycota, Sordariomycetes, Sordariales, Chaetomiaceae. The transcript is spliced from 2 exons. The record is from RefSeq and is a predicted model, not a curated record.